GACAUUUUGAAGGGACCGAGCGCUCCAUUCAUCUGAGCUGAGAAAGACCCGGCAGCUGCAGUCAUGGCUCAGUGUGACGUUCUGUGUUUGUUUGAUGUGGACGGAACCCUGACAGCAGCCAGGCAGAAAGUCUCAAAAGAAAUGGCAGAAUUUCUACAAGAGCUGCGAAAAAAGGUAAAAGUCGGGGUUGUUGGAGGCUCCGAUUUUGAAAAAAUCAAGGAACAGCUUGGAGAUGAUGUUGUUGAACAAUUUGACUAUGUAUUUGCUGAAAAUGGGCUUGUGGCUUAUAAAGAUGGGAAAUUCUUGUGCAAACAGAGUAUUCACGCCCACUUGGGAGAGGAUUUACUGCAAGAUAUCAUCAACUACUGUCUAAGUUACAUUGCAAAGCUCAAGCUGCCAAAGAAAAGAGGCACAUUUGUGGAAUUCCGGAAUGGGAUGCUUAAUGUUUCGCCUAUCGGAAGAAACUGUACCCAAGAGGAACGCAUUGAGUUCUAUGAACUGGAUAAAAAAGAACAGUUCAGAGACAAAUUUGUGGCUGAAUUGCAAAGGGAAUUUGCAGGAAGAGGCCUUACAUUUUCAAUAGGAGGUCAGAUAAGCUUUGACGUGUUUCCUACCGGCUGGGACAAGACUUUCUGCCUGGGAAUCCUUGAAAAUGAGGGCUUCUCAAAGAUCUAUUUCUUUGGCGACAAAACAAUGCCAGGCGGAAACGACUAUGAAAUCUACACGGACUCCAGGACGAUCGGCCAUUCAGUGACAUCUCCGGAAGAAACAAGGACAAUCUGCAAAGAGCUAUUCUUCCAGUGACCCAUCAGAGGCAAUUAAUGGCACUAAUUAGAUACUAUUGUGUAAUCAAACAUUCUUGACUGAUCAUCUCUUCAAUUAGAAUUCAGCCAAUUACAUUCUUGCUCUUCCCUCUAGUCCAUUAAUCAGUUAUUGCUGCUCAGAGCUUAUAGUAAGAGAGAGUUUGUGCACUCUAUUCAGCCCGAGUUUGUGCACUCUAUUCAUGGCGAAGUUUGUGCACUCUAUUCAUGCCGAAGUUUGUGCACCCUAUUCAGCCCGAGUUUGUGCACUCUAUUCAUGCCGAGUUUGUGCACUCUAUUAAGCCCGAGUUUGUGCACUCUGUUCACGCUGAGGUUGCAUAAUUCAGCACCUGGGGGGUUGUCUUGGCUUAAUGUGAAUUUCGGCAGCAGGGGAUGUGGUUGUACCAAGUACAGUCUAAGCAAAGCAAUGUAGUGUUUAGCUCACACUGCAGCAGACUGUAUAUAAUAGUUACACACAGCAGUCCCCUCUAUAGUGAAAAACAUGGCUGAGCACUAAUGUUCCCAAGAGGCAUCAUUUGCAAGUGCACAUUGGAAUAUUUUUGCAUGUAGCUGAAUCUCUUAUUUUACAUCUGCUAUCCCCCCCCCCCCUCAUGAAAUAUAGGUCACUGUGUGUAAAGUGUUAUGUUCUUAUCAGUUGAUACUGUGAUGCUCAGCUAUGUCAUCUGUGCUUUACUUAAUGCCUCAACUUCAAUUCUUUUCAUGGAAAUGCUCAAGAAGAUUAUUUGCUCAGUGACAGAAAUAGGUCAAAUCAUUUGUCUUAUAGUAUAAGUGCUUCAGCUGUCUCGGCCUCGUUUUCAGCUGCUCCUGCUGCUCCCAGUUUGUGGGGGAUAGAGUCACAUACAGGUGUAAAUCCAGCUAUUGUGCAAUGGGAAUCCCCGUCACUCUAAUUAGAAUCUUUCUCAUCUAUGUAGGUAAAUGACAGCUACACAGACCCCCGUUAAAGGCUUCUCUAUCUAGUCUUUAUGAAGAAAUUACUUACUGAUUCUCUGCUUGCGCUCCUCUUCAGAAACGGUGACAGGGUGACGAUCCAUCGUGCAGUGCUCAAUUUCUCCUCCCUGACUAUCUCCUAUAGAAGGCAGGGAGGAGCAAUCGAGCACCACACAAUGGAUUGUGGCCCUGUCGCCGUUUCUCAAAAGGAGCGCAAGCAGAGAAUCGGUAAGUAAUUUCUUAAUAAAGACUUUUGAAAGAAUUGAAAGUUAAAACUGCAUUGUUUCUGUUACUUGUCCUUUAACUGCAUCCUACACCUGAUGGGUUAUUUACUAAACUCCGAAAGCAAAAAUCACAAAGAAUUCUUGAUUUUUUUUUUUUUUAUAUAAUUGGAUUUUUAAAAAAUUUAUUAAACCCCCGAGGACGGAAAAGUCUGAAUCUGAAAACCAGAUCUGCAUCAACCAGAGUGUGCUGCUGGAUUUCUUACUUUGGAUGUUAAGUUGACCCAAAAAGCAGACGAGGGUCUUCCAGUUCAGCACCUGAAACCUACACAGGUUUAAUGAAGGUGGAGCACUUCUAAUUACCAUUACUGAGUCUGAAAAUCUGGCAUCUCAGACCUGUCGAGGUUGCAUAUAAGUCAAUGGGAGAAGUCCCAAUGAUUUUUUUGAUGUGUGCUGAGUUUUGUGCAAAACCCAACGUUUUCGUGUGAAAAAUCUGGAAAAAACGUGAAAAUUGGAUGACAAAUCCUAAACAACAUGAAAAAAAAAAAA
Messenger RNA from Xenopus laevis (African clawed frog), 2518 nucleotides. RefSeq names its product phosphomannomutase 1 L homeolog (gene pmm2.L). NCBI's taxonomy places the organism in Eukaryota, Metazoa, Chordata, Amphibia, Anura, Pipidae. Gene Ontology annotation, cellular component: cytoplasm; cytosol. Gene Ontology annotation, biological process: GDP-mannose biosynthetic process; protein N-linked glycosylation; mannose metabolic process. The record is from RefSeq and is marked provisional. Gene Ontology annotation, molecular function: phosphomannomutase activity.